Pichia membranifaciens NRRL Y-2026 is the source of this 613-nucleotide messenger RNA. RefSeq lists its product as hypothetical. NCBI's taxonomy places the organism in Eukaryota, Fungi, Ascomycota, Pichiomycetes, Pichiales, Pichiaceae. Bases 136 to 474 code for a protein of 112 amino acids. The transcript has a single exon. The record is from RefSeq and is a predicted model, not a curated record.
AAAUUGCCAGAUAAUACGAGAAAACAAGAAAAACCGUGCCGACGCGCCGAUCGGCGCGUCGGCGCGCCCAAAACGUCGAUCGACCCAAACCGUGCUGGUUGCAGCAUUAAUCGACGCGUCGCUUUUCCCGGUGCAAUGGCGCUAGUCGCGCACCGAUCUUCCAUGCAGCGGAGCCGCCGCAUGCGAGAGGCAUCUGCUGCAGCGGGCCGCAGCACGGCGGCUGCAGCUCCGGCAUGGAAGUUUCCAUGCACACUAUCGGGAGGGCAUCCUCUGCAGGAUUGGUUCCCACGCAGAGCCGGCUGUGGCUGCGGCAGACGGCGGGAGGCAGCAGCCGGGGAGGCAGCAGCCCGGGAGAGAAAGUGGGAGGUGGGGCAAGGGAUGGGGAUGGAAAUAAGAAUGGGAAUGAGAGUGAAGAAACAGGUGCAGGGGCCACUUCCAGUGGCCAGUGGCAGGCAGCAAGGCAGUCCUGUAUAGGUGUGAAGGUUUGCUUGCAUUAGGGAUACCCCUGGGCAGAAGUAGAGAGCGUAGCGUGUGUCCGAGCGUGUGCACGGCCGACCGAGAAGAACAGCGGGCAGAAAAAGAUAAGGGCCGAAAGCGGGCGAAGCUUACGCUG